Cucumis sativus (cucumber) is the source of this 1495-nucleotide messenger RNA. Its product is annotated as phosphoglycerate mutase-like protein AT74. NCBI's taxonomy places the organism in Eukaryota, Viridiplantae, Streptophyta, Magnoliopsida, Cucurbitales, Cucurbitaceae. The transcript has 2 exons. The record is from RefSeq and is a predicted model, not a curated record. Bases 223 to 1164 code for a protein of 313 amino acids. Gene Ontology annotation, molecular function: phosphatase activity.
ACUUUUGGCGUUGUUCAAACUCCAAAUCUUCGAACAUCAUCUUUGACAUCUGAAAACUUCGUAAUCGCUUAAGCCCACAGAAUACAUUCAUUCACACUUUAAUUUCUCACAAAACCCAAAUCUCCAAAUUCCCAUCUUCCAAUUCUCAAUUCACAAUUUGAAUCCUUUUUGAAGAAACAAUCAAAACCCAUCAAUUUUUUUUUUAUCCCAAUUCAGAAACCGAUGCGACCAAACAUCGAAACCCAUCAGAAUCACACCCAUCGGAAGCCAAUCUCCAUCCUCCCGAAGCGCAUAAUAUUGGUCCGUCACGGUGAAUCUCAGGGUAAUCUCAACUCUGCAACCUACACCACAACCCCUGAUAACAAAGUACCAUUAACAGAAGAAGGUUUGAUUCAGGCUCGAAUUGCCGGUACUGAGCUUCGUAGAUUGUUGUCCAAUGAUGGAACGAACCCUCAUUGGCGAGUCUACUUCUAUGUUUCGCCCUAUGAGCGCACCCGAUCCACACUCCGUGAGAUCGGGCGUGCGUUUUCUAAGAAGAGGAUUAUUGGCGUUAGAGAGGAGUGUAGAAUCAGAGAACAGGAUUUUGGGAAUUUUCAAGUGGAGGAGAGGAUGAAAGUUGUGAAGGAAACGAGGGAGAGAUUUGGGAGAUUCUUCUACCGAUUCCCUGAAGGAGAGUCAGCUGCUGAUGUUUACGAUCGCGUUUCCAGCUUUCUCGAGUCCUUAUGGAGGGAUAUAGACAUGAACAGGCUCCGCCACAACCCUUCUCAAGAUCUCAACCUUAUAAUCAUAUCUCAUGGGCUAACGUCUCGUGUCUUCCUCAUGAAAUGGUUCAAGUGGACAGUCGAGCAAUUUGAGUACCUGAACAAUCCUGAAAACUGCGAAUGCCGGGUGAUGCAGUUGGGAGAAGGUGGGGAAUACAGCUUAGCCAUUCAUCACACAGAGGAAGAAAUGCUGGAAUGGGGGCUUUCUCAUGAGAUGAUAGCUGACCAGAAAUGGAGAGCAAGUGCUCAUAAAGGUCAAUGGAAUGAAAGAUGCCCCUGGUAUCUUCAUGCUUUCUUUGAUAACCUAGCUGACACAGACUGCGACGAUAGCUCCGAUGAACCAUGUCAGGAUCACGAUGAACUAGUUGAAUCUUUUCCAAGUGUAGUGGUCACAGAGGAAUGAAUGACAAUUACACUUUACAUUCUUUGAAUUUGAUAGGUUGAUUGUUGUCAUCUCUCUGAUUAUAGUGUUUUUGAUUUUGCUGUAUUAUUUGGUGUUUUCAGGAAAAUGUUCGUUCUUUCCUAAAUUGUUUAAGAUACAGGGAUCUGAUCUGAUGGGUCGAAAGCAGGACCGGGAUCGGGACCGGGGCCACAUUAAAAAAAAUUAGUGAUCAACGUAGUUAUAGCUCAUGGUUUGUUAAUUGAAAUGUGCAUUAUGAGGUUCACUUAGUAUGGAGCCAUUCUCAUUUUCUAUUAUUAAAUAUUAAAUACAAGCGUGAAGAGAUUCAAGGAUU